UAUUUAACCUUGAGUAGGGUGCGCUUCUGGUUGCAUUCUUUCGCUUGGAUUUGUGAGACGAUUGAUAAGAGUAUUAUGAUCGUUUAUUAUUGGAUUAUGCAAGAAAUAAAUAUGGCAUUAUUAUUAACUAAGCUCUUUUAUACCUACCUACUUACUUAUUGUACCAGAGGAGACUUGGACACUUUCGUUGAUCGCGGCCUUAGGCAUACAUCUCAGGUACAGGCCGUCAACAAUCCAGGCACGAUGAACGAUGGACCCUUUCUCUGGUUUAUUCGACAUCAACAGUAGUGAUAGUAUAAUGUUUGAAUUCGAACAUCAUCAAAAGGUCACCUCUCAAUCUCAAUAAUUCUCCUCGCCUGUAGAUAGA
Aspergillus novofumigatus IBT 16806 is the source of this 367-nucleotide messenger RNA. RefSeq lists its product as uncharacterized. The transcript has a single exon. The record is from RefSeq and is a predicted model, not a curated record. The coding region runs from base 76 to 288 and encodes 70 amino acids. Lineage: Eukaryota; Fungi; Ascomycota; Eurotiomycetes; Eurotiales; Aspergillaceae.